Scomber scombrus (Atlantic mackerel) is the source of this 1509-nucleotide messenger RNA. RefSeq names its product tubulin folding cofactor C (gene tbcc). Gene Ontology annotation, molecular function: tubulin binding. Gene Ontology annotation, biological process: tubulin complex assembly; post-chaperonin tubulin folding pathway. The coding region runs from base 215 to 1246 and encodes 343 amino acids. Gene Ontology annotation, cellular component: cytoplasm. The record is from RefSeq and is a predicted model, not a curated record. The transcript is spliced from 2 exons. Lineage: Eukaryota; Metazoa; Chordata; Actinopteri; Scombriformes; Scombridae.
CCAGCAAAAGUAUGUAGCUACCUUGGUGCUACUUUUUUCUUUUCUUUUUUUAAGGGGGAAAAACACUCAUCUUGGCACUAUCUUGAUGCAGCAUAGUAGUGGUUUAUGAUUUACUGCCACAUGAGCUGCAGCAGGGGGCGCUGAGCAUCUUUAACCGCAGUUUACAACACCAACGAAGAAGAAGAAUAGAACUCAUCACUUCCGCAACAACAACAUGGAUGAGGCGUUGGAAGUUGGAGACAAGCUGGACACCGGUGCCGACAAAGUACAGGAGCGCCUCCAGAAGAGGCACCAGGCGAGGAUCGAGGAUGUGGAGCGGAGAAAGGAAGCUAAAGAGAGUCAGUCUGUCGCCGAGGAGAAGGGAGAGUAUUUCUACAGCGCCUUUAACAAGGAGCGGGCCGCCGUGGAGGAGCUGCUGUCUGGCUGCUCCGGAGCGGACCGGGCCACCAUGACUCACAGGCUGGAGGAGGCCACGGACAGAAUAGGGCAGCUGCAGAAGUUUCUGAACGACAGCGUGUUGUUUCUAACGCAGUACGAUCUGAGACAAGCCCAGGCGGCUCUGCAGAAGCUCCAGAGCACCCUGGCUGAGAUGAGAGAAGAUGCUCUGCCCAAGAAAAAGUUUGCCUUUAAAGUUCGCACUAAAGCUGCAGACAAGGCCUCAGUGACACCUGCACCAAAUCCUGAUGCUGACACACCUGCAGCUGCUGGUGGCACAAAGAGGGAUGGAGCGACAGCCUCUGAGCAGUACGGCUUCUCCAACAUGAGCGAUGUGCUUGUGACUAGAACAGCAGAGGAGAUCCAGAAACAAGACGUGCUAUUGACCCACCUGACUAACUGCAAGGUGCGUCUGCUCGGCUCCCCCAGCACGCUGCACCUGAAGCACAUCGACAGCUGUGAGAUCCUGUGCGGGCCUGUGUCCAGCUCAGUGUUCAUCGAUCAUUGUAGAAACAGCACGCUGGCCUUCCCCUGCCAGCAGCUGCGGACCCACCACACCACCGACACGCAGGUGUAUCUGCACGUCACCAGCCGAGCCAUCAUAGAGGACUGUCGGGGAGUGAGCUUCGCCCCGUUCUCCUGGUCUUACCCAAGCCUGGAGGAGGACUUUAGUGUGUCUGGCUUAGACAAGAACCGAAACAACUGGAACCAGGUGGAUGACUUCAACUGGCUCGCUGCAGGAACACCUUCCCCCAACUGGACGGUCAUUCCUGAAGCAGACAGAAAAACCAACUGGGACACUGAGAAUUGAACCUUUUAAGCGUUUAUUUGCCAAAAGUAGCAUGUCAGAUUAGAUGUUUUCAACCAGAUUACAAAUACAUAACAGUGUCCGUGUGAUUUCACGAAGAAUAAUUGGUUUCCUUUAAGCCAACGACCAUCAGUUUAAUUUUUAUGCAGUUUUAGUUGUUAGAUUUCACUCACUGAUUGUGUUUUACUGUUACUUGUGUGUACAUGUUUGUUUGAAUGACAAGAUCUAAGCUGCACUAACGUAUUUAAAUAAAAAUGUAUCAACCU